This is a messenger RNA of Larimichthys crocea (large yellow croaker), 3894 nucleotides long. It is a transcript of the gene srrm1, whose product is annotated as serine/arginine repetitive matrix 1. Gene Ontology annotation, molecular function: RNA binding. Gene Ontology annotation, cellular component: spliceosomal complex. The coding region runs from base 776 to 3175 and encodes 799 amino acids. The record is from RefSeq and is a predicted model, not a curated record. Gene Ontology annotation, biological process: regulation of mRNA splicing, via spliceosome. The transcript has 15 exons. NCBI's taxonomy places the organism in Eukaryota, Metazoa, Chordata, Actinopteri, Sciaenidae.
AAGGCCUGAACCAAUAUGGAUGUUAUACCUUGCAUCAGAAGUAUAGCACCAACACCUAAUUAGCUCUCUCCUGAGCCCAAAGUCACUGAGCCCAACUCUCCCUUCAUGAUGCAGUGUGUGGUUUGAGAUAAAUGAUAUAACAUUAAGCUCAAGGUGGUUGAGUCUCAAGCAGUAGGGAGGCGGAAGCAAGCCAAGGGAGCUCCGUGCCCACUGAUCCCACGGGACUCACUGAAGACACCGGAACUGUACUUGCAGUGUUGGGUUUUAAUGCACUCUGUAUUGUGGCUAUUUGUUUAACUCCUGAAGUGUAGACUGUGGGGAGGCCGAAGAACAAGGGGUGGGUAGGAACACAGAAAUGUAAAGUAGUGGGGAUAGAACUGAGGCAAUCAAAUAAUGACAAAAUAGUUUUGUGUUAAGGGAGUUUUGUGUUAGAUUUUAUAUCUGGGGAAUAACAAUCAGAAAUGGGUAUAACAGCAGUAUUGCAUGCAGUUUUAUAUCUUUAUAUACAAUAUAUAUAUAUUUGUCUCUCCUCAGCUAUCUCGCAUUCUCAGUUUGAUGAGUUUGUGAGUACGAUUUUAAAUGAAUCACACUUUGAUUUUGAGUCAAGUAUUGGACCCAAGGAAUGUUAAAUAUACUAGUCAGAAUCUUACAUGUUUUGAUUAUGGUUAACUACAUAGUUACAGGUAUAGUUUAGUGAGGACUAGUAGGUAGGCAGUCCCAUUUGUGGGAUCCUACCUCCCCCUAAUAUUUUUUCUUCCAUUAUUUCAAUGGCCAUAUGGUCUUUUUUUCUCCCCCCUUCGUGUGUGUGUUACAGCACCCGGAUAGCAAGAUGAUGCAGAUUAACCUGACAGGCUUCCUGAAUGGUAAGAAUGCCCGGGAGUUCAUGAAGGACUUGUGGCCCCUGCUGCUGAGUGCCCAGGAGAACAUUGCUGGCAUCCCCUCUGCUUUUCUGGAACAGAAGAAAGAGGAAAUUAAACAGAGACAGAUUGAACAGGAGAAGCUUGCUUCUUUGAAGAAGGUCGACGAGGAUAAGAAGGAUAAGGACAAGGACAUCAGAGAGAGGGCUCAGUCGAAGAGCCCAAGGAGGCGGAAGACAAGGUCGCCGUCACCAAGGCGAAGGUCGCCAGUGAAGCGGGAGCGAAAACGCAGUGCCUCACGCUCACCAAGACGCAAACCAAGUCCAGCCGGUGGCAGUUCACCCCCACCUCCUUUGAUGCAGUUGCCCACGAAACCUUUGGAGCAACUUGUAGAGCCAGAGAUAUCAGGAAGAGCCCUGCCAGAACCCGUCAUCCAAGAAAUGUCUUCUGCCUGUGACACAGUUGUUGAGGUGGUGAAAGCGGACUCCGUGAUUGAAGUCAAGGAACCUUCACCAGAGGCAAUUCAAAAGAAAGAGGAAAGGCCCAGGUCUCGGGAAAGGGAGAAGGACAACAGGAGGGAACGGCCUCACCACCGCUCUCGUUCUCAUUCCCGCUCUCGCAGGCGACGCUCCCGCUCCAGAUCUUACUCCCCUCGUAGAAGACAGAGUCCCAGGAGGAGAAUGUCUCCUCGUCGUAGGAGCCCCCCCAGACGUGGCCCCACUGGCUCCAGACACAGACAUAGACGGUCCCCUGUCCGCAGCAGGAGGCGCUCUCGCUCUGCUUCGUCUUCCGGCAGCAGCUCCUCCGGCUCUCGUUCACCAAAAAAAGCAAUGAAGAGAAUAUCGAACACACCACCCCGAAAACAGGCCCAUCACCCUGACACCGCCAUCAGCCCUGCAGGGAAGGACAGACGGUCGCCAUCACCACGGGCCAGAAGGGGCAGAGGUUCUGCAUCACCAACCAGAUCAUCUGGUUUAAAGCGUAAACCAGGAGGAAGGGGUGAUUCUCCAUCGGAUAAUGCCAAGCCCAGACCAUCUGAAGGAUCUGAUUCAGACGAGGAUAAAAAUGAGAAAGGGGCAACAGCAGAUUCGGUGCAGCAGCGGCGUCAGUAUCGCAGACAGAACCGACAGUCGUCUUCAGAUACAGGGUCUUCCUCCUCAGAAGACGAGGGGCCCAAGAGGCCAACAGCAGGGCCAGGUGCCAGAAAUGGUGAGGUCAGGAGGAGACGUAGCCGAACCCCCUCCCCACGGAGGCGACACAGGGAUAUGUCUCCACGGAAAAGACGUUCUCCAUCUCCUGCACGCAGACGCCGCUCCCCAUCUCCCCCACGACGCCGCAGAUCUCCCUCUCCUCCUAGACGAAGGUCUCCUUCUCCACCUCCUCGUCGCCGUUCUCCAUCCCCCAGACGAUAUUCUCCCCCGAUCCAGCGUCGCUACAGCCCCUCACCUUUGCCGCCACAGAAGAGGAGGAUGUCCGGCUCUCCCCCAAAACGUUCCUCUCAAGUGGCCAAGCGACGCCCCUCCAGGUCUCCCAAGCGCAGAAGUCCUCCUCCUCAAAGGAGACGCACACCUCCAUGCUCCUCACCUCCACCCAGACACAGGAGGAGCCCCAUGUUGUCUUCUGUCAGGCCAAGCAGGGAUACGCGUUCGCCCGGUGUGUCAGCCAGCCGGCUCUCCCCGUCCCCCGCAAACCGCAGUCGCAACGUUAGAGGUUCCACCAGUCCUCAGGGACGCUUUGAAACCUCCGGUACGUCUCCAUCUAACCAGCGAAGACAGCAGUCCCCCUCACACAGUGGCAAACCCAUCCGCAGAGUGUCACGCACCCCAGAGCCACGCAACAACCAGAGGCCGUCUCCAAGUCCCCAGCCACUAAGGAGAGCAUCCUCCAGAUCCAGAUCGGUUUCUCCUCAACCAGCAGCUCAGAAACGUCCAGCACCUGCGUCUGCCACUCCCUCACCAUCUCGCUCAGCCAGUGGGUCUCCUCCACCAGCCAAAAAGGCCAGCAGUGGUUCCGGCAGUCAGUCUCCAAGCAAGAAUUCUGAUGUUGACGGCAGCGGAAAGAAAAAGAAGAAGAAGAAGGAAAAGAAACACAAGAAAGAGAAGAAACACAAGAAGCACAAGAAGCAUAAGAAGGAGAAGAGCGGUGGCAACGCAACUGCAGAUGGACAAGAAAACCAGGGCAUGGAGGAGGAUGGAGAGUCAAGAAAGGAAUCAGACAGUGAAGUAGAGGACAGCUUGGAUGACUUGGAGAAACACCUAAGGGAGAAAGCACUGCGCUCCAUGAGGAAGGCCCAAAUGUCUCCAUCACAGAUGUCCUGAAAACACGAGCCUUUCUAAUUUUUGAAUUUUCCACUCAGUCUUGAUGUUUGUCAUCAACCUGGUUCAGCUUUAGAAUGUACAAAUCGUUAAAUCUUUGUCUUUUGUUUUCUUUUUACUGGGUUGCUACAUUCUGAAGAGUGUGUUUCAUUAAGAGCUUGGUUUGUCAGUUAGUGUAUUAUCUAAACUGUAAAGAAGCUUGUGUUGUCCAUAAUUUUAAUUAAAUGUUGAGCAGGGAAACAGUUAGAGGGUUGAGUUGGGCAGGUUUAAAAUAUUUUCCACAACGUACAGUAGAUUCCUUUUGAGAAAUGAUUGCAUGUGCAGUGAUUGUCUCUAAUGUGCAUGAACCACUGACCUUAUGGAGUAUAGAGAAUAAACAACAUACUGUUACUUUGCCUUUUAUUAGUAGAAACGGUCACACAGCUGUGAGAACUGUUAAGAGGCUGUAACAGAAUGUCUUGUCCCAUAUUGUAACUGAAUAGAGGUGUUUGGCAUUGUUUAACCUGCUUUUUUCUGACUUUGAAAUGGUCUUGUUUCAAGACAAAUAAUCUGAUGUGAUACAAUUUGCUUUAAUUUUUUUCCAAAAGGAUUAAUAUGCAAUUUUAUGUUGACACCCCUUGCACCAAGCUAAUCUCCCUGGGACUGCUAUAUGAUUUGUAUUUAGUAUCCCUGGCUCUUGUCAUAUUGUCAUCCUUUCAGAAUUAAAACCUUUUUAUAGGAUG